AUGGCUGACCCCCUCUCUGUAGUGGCAUCAAUUGCGGGCAUCGCUGCUGUUGCACUCAAGUCUACAAACGCCUUGCUCGACUUUUCUACCAAGGUAAAGAACGCGCCCAAGGAGGUUGCGAGUAUUUCUGAUGAUGCCUUGAACAUUUCGAGGAUUAUCUCUUCUUUGCAGUCCGCGAUACAAAACGCCCAAAUAAAAGCCGCUCUCCAGUCAGGGCCUAACAGUGAGGUCUUGAACGCGAUUGAAGCUUUGCAAGAUCCAUUAAUUGCGUGCUCAUCUACGAACGAAGGUUUGCUGCAAAAGAUGAAGUCUUAUACGAAACCCGUGAAUGGCAGUGAUGGAGAGCGAAGUAUAUCUCAUAGGCGUAUCAAGUGGUAUCUCUCUCGCAAAGAAGUUAACGAUAUGGUCUCGGGUGUCGAAAGAACUAAGAAGACCUUGGACACCGCAAUGAACGCCGUUGUAACAAUCUGUAUUCUGACAGCAAAGUCUAACGGCUUUCUGCAGCCGGAGCCAGUCAACGCCAGAAAGGACGCUGUGAUUGCUUUGCAGCAUUACGCCAACAGUCUAUACGCGAGAACUAUCAAUGAAGAUGCUACGGCUCGAUCGAUCACCCAGGUGGGCAUCUUCCAACAGAAGGUCAUUGCAAACGAAGGCAGCACGAACACGUCCCGUACUGCGGUUGAUAGCUCAGCCAGCAACUACGAACGUUUGCAACGCACAAGUAACCAGCUUCAAGGCCUCCGUAGCGCAGCCCGAGAUGGUGACCAUCUGCUGGUCCAGCUUCAGCUCGAGGAAGGUGCAGAAAUAAACGCUCAAGAUGCGGAUGGUCGUACAGCUCUCUCAUUCGCAGCGGAAUAUGGCAGUGAAUCAGCAGUGAGGACUUUGAUCGAGAACGGUGCUGACGUGAACCUCAAAUGUUUCGUGCGAUGGAGCGGGGCUGAUCGUGUGUUCAACUCGGAGCGAACCCCCUUACAUUGGGCGUGCUGGAAUGGGUACGCCGGCAUCGUUGGGCUCUUGAUCACUGCAGGAGCGGAAGUCAAUGCAAAGAACUAUGCUUCACGCGUCCCAUUGAGAGAGGCCGCAAGAUUUGGCCACUUAGCAUGCAUGGAGAGGUUGCUGGACGCGGGCGCAGAUGUGGAGGCUAGGGAAUGGAAGGGCUGGACACCACUGCAUGAGGCUUGCCAUAAAGACCAGCUGGCCGCACAGAAGCUUCUUCUCGCUCGCGGUGCAGCUAUUGAGGGCAUUCUCACCGACAACAACGGUGCCUGUGUUUACGGCUGCACUGCGCUGCACGUUGCUUUGUUACAUAGGUCGACACUAUGUGUUGCCGAUCUACUCAGUCGAAAGUGUGAUCUCGAGCCUAGAAACUCGAAGGAUGAGACUCCGAUGCACUUUGCUGCAUGGUACGGAGAAGUUGGCGAUCUGAUUGUUCUCCUAAACGCCGGAGCUCAACUUGAGGCAAGGGAGCAUGGUGGUGAGACGCCUCUACACAAGGCUGUGCAUGCUGGCUCUCUGGACAAGGUGAGGUUUCUGUUACUAAAGGGUGCUGAUCCAUUUGUAAAGGACAUCCUAGGUAAAAACGUUCUAGACGUUAGUAUUAGGCAUAGCAGGGAGGAUAUAGUACGAGCUGUGAGAGAAGCUAUCAGAGCUCGUCCGGACAUGAUAGUGGAAGAAAGGUCUGCACGAUGA
Messenger RNA from Bacidia gigantensis, 1689 nucleotides. RefSeq lists its product as uncharacterized. Lineage: Eukaryota; Fungi; Ascomycota; Lecanoromycetes; Lecanorales; Ramalinaceae. The transcript is spliced from 2 exons. The coding region runs from base 1 to 1689 and encodes 562 amino acids. Gene Ontology annotation, molecular function: protein binding. The record is from RefSeq and is a predicted model, not a curated record.